UUUUUGUAGGAUAACGGUAAUUAGCCAGUAAUUAGUUAACGGUAUGCAUAGACGGAUAUAUUAAUUUAAUGAGCUGUCACGAAUACUAUGUUUAAUUUAGUUAAUUAAUAGACCUGUCAACACUAAACGGGAAGUGUACCUUUUGUACUUUAGAUCGUGCAUAUAUAAUGGGUUAUUUAAUUGUUUAGCUGUCAACAAAUGCAUAUAUACUCUAUGAAUUAUUAAGUUAUUAAAUCUUAGGCGUAAAGUAUUUUAGUAUAUAAGGGGAGCGAAAUAUUCGAUUAUUUAGUGUAGUUUUUGAUGUUAAAGCAGACUCACUCACUUAAGGUUAAAUUAUGCUAAAUACGCAAUUGGCAUUAAUUCUUAUUAUUUUAAAUAUUUGUAUAAGAAUUGUUAAGUUGUUAAAGACAUUGUUAAAGCAAUUGUGUUGUAUUGGUGAACAGUAAAUUAUAUAAAAUAAAUACAUAUAUAUGACGUUUAUAAACUUUAUAUUGUGUUGACUUGUUCAUAUUGAGUUUAUUCAGAUCUGAGCGUUACACUACAAGGGACGAUUUGGUGCUCUAGUGACUACAGGAUUCGAUACACCAGAAGUUUUUUUGCGGAACACAACGACGAAGGGGGCCAUUAUUCGAUCAGCCACGGGAACCAGUUUCCAGCGGAGCCAGACACGAGAUUCGACAUGAAGAUGUUUAUAUUGAGUUGCUUAUUUCAAUUUGCCUGGGCCAUGACUAGAUAUGAUAAUGUUAUUUUUUCAAAAGUUAAUGAAAUUUCUAUAACAAAAGCGCAUUGGAACGCAAUUUUAGUUUAUGAUACUAAAUUAUUCAGCACUUAUCUCACUCAAAUUUCUACUAAUGUUGAUACAGUUAACAAAACGUUGCUUGAAAUGAAAAAACAUUAUUUACAAACUAAAGAUGAAGAUAACUUUUUGCCUUAUUUACAAACAAUACAUGACAUGAAUUUAGACAUCAAUAAUCUCCGACUAACAUAUGAUAACGUACUAAAUCAAUACACAGAUUUUUUAAGCCUUCGUGACACUAAUAAACAAAAAAGAAGUAUUUUUGGUUUAGGUAAAGUAUUUCGAUUCUUAUUUGGUACUGCGGAUAAUAACGAUGUUCAAUCUAUUAAAAGAAAUGUUAAUAAAUUAGCUUCAACACAAAGAAAUAUCAUGCAUAUUGUGGAGGAUUCGCUUUCUAUUCUUAAUGUUUCUCAGUCACACAUUAUGGAAAAUCAUAACAAAAUAAAUGAAAUAAUCCAUGCAUUAACUUCAGUAGAAACUCAAAUACAUAAAUGGAAAAUUGCUUUUGAGAGAAGUCUUGAACGUUUUAAAACAUAUUCUGUCAAUAGCAACCACAUUAUGUUAAUAUUAAACGAUAUAAAAUUUGCAGUUUCCUUGGCAGCUUUGCACAUCAACGAUUUUAAAGAUAAAUUAGAUGUAUUGAGUUUAGCACAGUGUACUCCAAGUUUAAUUUCGCCAGCUUAUCUACUUCAAUUAUUGUUAGAUAUUCAGCUCCAUGCACCCAAAAAUUUUGCUUUACCAGCCGACCCGAAAACACAAUUGUUCAAAUUUUACAGACAUUUAAGCACCAAUACAAUGUUUUAUAAAGACCAUUUACUUAUUCAAAUUGAAAUUCCUAUUACGGAAUUAAAUGAGAAAUUCGAAGUCUAUAAAAUUUUUAAUAUGGAAACAGCGUAUACUUCACCGAAUAACUCUUCAGAGUCUGUAGUUGCUAAAUACAAGUUAGAAUAUGAGGGUUUAAUCUAUAAUAAGGCGAGAACAAAAUUUUCAGUUUUAACAAGAAAAGAACUUGAUAGUUGUCAAAAUAAUUUUUUGAAAUAUUGUCAGAUAUCAGCUCCAAUUUAUCAAAGAAGUAUUUCCAAAAUGUGUGUUUCCGCAUUAUUUUUACAAGACGACAACGACAUUCGUAACAACUGUAAAAUUAUGGUAGACACAAAUGCAAGGUUACCAAAAGCUAUUAACAUUCUUGAUGGACGAUGGAUUAUUAGUUCUGACAAAGACUUAAAGUUUGUAAUAUUAUGUGACAAUAUACAAACAAACAGACAGGAAGUAAUAGCAAAAGCGCCGGUUUCCAUAAUCUCUUUAAAUCAAAACUGUAAAGCUUUUAAUAAUUACCUGAUUUUGACGCCUUGGUUCAAUAAGAAUUCCACAGUUCAUGCUUUAAAUGGAGAUCUGCACUCAAAUACAUUGUUCUGGUCAAACACAUCAAAGAACCAUUUAUUUCAGACACUAAAUGAAAGCUUGCAUCAUUUUUCAAGUAUAAAGAUACCAACUGAUUUAAAACCUAUAAGUCAUAUACCGCUCGAAGCAUUAGUCUCUAAAUUACAUUAUCUACAAACGAUAUCGUUAGAUAGCGAUAAACCAUUUCCUUUAUGGGGCAUUAUUUUGAUUAUAUCUGGGGUUAUUUUUUCGAUCAUUGUGAUUUUAAUCAGUGUAUUUUUCAUACGAAAACGUCUUUCGAAAAAAUAUGUCUCUGUUAAAUGUCAUGGUCCGGAGUUGAUAAUGAAUGCAAAAAGUAGAGAUAAAUCACUCUAUACGCUCGUGUCUAAGAUGUCAGAGAUGGACGACAAUUCUUCAGAAAAAAUGGAGCAGCCUCAGGGUUCUAUCCUCUCUUCAUUAUAUCCAAAAUUGUAGACACUUCCAGAUAGACAACAUUAACGUAAAAGAGACGUCAACAUCAGAAGAUAUUCUCAAGAUAAUAGGAGAACUGUCAACUUAACAUAUAAUUAUAAAUGAGUGAAGUCUGAAAUAUACAUAAAACGCACUUUUGUUGCACAUUAGAUAAUAAAUAACUGUCAAAGAAAUGACAAUGUUAUCAGUUUGACGAAUUAGUUUGUUAAGAAUGAAACGUAUAAAAACGUUGUUCUACCAUCUUUGCAGUACAGUAGUCAAACUUUUUCUGUGCGAAUUACUGUACUCCAUUUACAAGGAUAUCUUAUUGAUACUUUGUUAUUUUAAACUGUUCACAGUGUGUUAUUUUUAUAUUACAAGGACUUGUUAUAUUUUGAACUUGUAAAUUUGGAACAGUGUUAGAAAUUAUUACAUCUAACUGCUAAAAAGGAAUUUUUUCGGAGGAAAUAUUGUUUGAACAACUCGUGUCAUUUGAAAAUCUACAGUUUUUUUUUUGUGUUUAGUGUUACUACCGUGAAGAAAAUGAAUACCUUUAUCCGUCGCUUUAAUGUUGGUAUGCUCUUCAGAGCAUAUCUUUUUGAAUAUUUGGUGGCUAAGGUGCUUUGUGCAAUCGAGGAACGGUCAGCACCAUAUUGUGACAUAUGUGAGUCAGCCCAACAAUGUAGUCACCAUGUGGUGCAUAAAAUUGACAUUAUUUCUAACUUUACGUGGUGUUAUUCAGAAACUGUUCUAAACUUAACGGGGAAGUUAACUAGGCAUUUCUUCCUCCUACGGGCAGAACGGGACAUUCUAGAACGAGUAGCAGCACGAAAUCAACAGGCCUGCGACCAUUGUCUAGAACUGGAAAUUACACCGGUAGCGUUGGGAAAUCUUGUCAAUGACUGUCGGUUCAUGGAAUCGAUUUUCGACCGGUUAUUGAACAAAGCUGAACAUGCGACAGCAAGUCACUUCUAUCCGCUCUGGCAGACCGCUCAAAGAUGUAAAAUGGACGAAGUGGAUUAGAAGACGACACCAAAUUUAUUUUAUUUUAUGUUAAAGAUUAUUAUUUAAAGAACAUUCGAAAAAUUUUUAAGUAAAACAAAAAGAAAAUUUAGAUAUUAACUAUUAAGUAUUUCAUGGAAAAUCUUUCAUUUAGUUUCUUUUAAAUCUUAUUUCGGUCAGAUUUUUUAUAUUUUAUUCUUUAAUUUUAAAUACCAUUGUUUAUAUCGUUAUUGGUGACAGAGUUUUAUUUACAUUUUUAAUAGUUCUUUGAUUUCUAUUUUCAGGUUCUGGUUAAGGGUAUUAUACGGGUUUUAUAUAUUUCUUUUAUUGUUUUUAUUUUUAUUUUCUUAUUGUUUUUUUAACACUUUUAGUAAUUACUUUGAUAACAAUUUCUACUGCAUCAUUUCUGUAUAUAUAAAUGAUAGGAAUUUAAGACUUCCACUGAUUAAUUUAAAAUAUUUGUUUUUUUUCUCUCAUUUUUGUCACAUGCUAAUACACAUUACAUGUACAUGUUUCUUAAUUAUAUUUUAUAUCGUUUCAGAUUAACACGGAGGCAUAAUCUCCAGGAUAGAUAUUCAAAAAGCAGAAAAGAAACAACGUUUCAUGGACAAAUUAUACAGAAAAUGUGUUAAUUUUAUAAAAAGUGUAUUUUGUGUUUUCUUAUUUGAUACAUAGUGUAAUUAAUUCUAUUCUUGGAGAUUCUGCUUUCGUCAACAAGAAAAAUUUUAAAAUGUGAAUUUAAAAAAAAUUAGGACAUACCUGUGUUAAAAUUUAAUUAAAACUAAGAAAGUGAUUAUGUUUUUUUAGGACAGAUAAGUGUUAUUCUCGCAAUACAAAACAGUGUUAUUUUAGGACAAUUCAAUCAGUGAAAAUAGUUAUAUAUACGGAACAUUUCUUGUUUUAUCAUAUUAAUAUAAAAUUAUAUUCUUAUAUGUUUGUUAACAGAAAUAUGUAAAAAAAAAAAAAAAAAAUAGAAACUAUUAAAUAUGAUUUGUUUUAAGUAAUAUUACUUUCAAUUUUAAACUUGUAUAUGAAUAAUUAUAUCUCUUGCUAUAUAUAAAUUGUAAAAUGUCAAUUGCUUACCUUUAGUUAUUUUUAUUUUUGAGUUCGAUUUUUUUUCCUUUUUCAAUCUUGAAACUAUUCGUAGUCUUUCAUACUUAAAAGUGACAUAAAUUUUUUCUUUAAAUAAGUUUUAUUUUAAAAUACCUGGAAGUAUUUUUAAUUGGUCGGGAAGAUAUUGUAGGAUAACGGUAAUUAGCCAGUAAUUAGUUAACGGUAUGCAUAGACGGAUAUAUUAAUUUAAUGAGCUGUCACGAAUACUAUGUUUAAUUUAGUUAAUUAAUAGACCUGUCAACACUAAACGGGAAG
Molecule: messenger RNA, 4996 nt
Organism: Ruditapes philippinarum (Manila clam)
Lineage: Eukaryota; Metazoa; Mollusca; Bivalvia; Venerida; Veneridae
Exons: 2
Coding region: 680-2650 (656 amino acids)
Source: RefSeq, a predicted model, not a curated record